Acanthosepion pharaonis is the source of this 1044-nucleotide messenger RNA. The record is from the annotation of a GenBank genome assembly. Lineage: Eukaryota; Metazoa; Mollusca; Cephalopoda; Sepiida; Sepiidae.
AUGCCAUUCUGGAAUCAUUUUAUUUCUUCUUCUUUUCCUUCUUUUGUUUCUUCUUUUUCUUCUUAUGUUUCUUCUUCUUCUUCUUCUUCUUUCCUCAUCUUCUGUUUCCCCUUUUUCUUCUGUUUUUCUUUUUCUUCUGUUACUUUUGUUUCUUUGUCUUCUGCUUCUUCUUCUGUUUCUCCUUUUUCUUUUUAUGUUUCUUCUUCUUCUUCUUCUGUUCCUUCGUCUUCUCCUUACGUUUUUCUGUUUUCCUCCUCCUCCUCCUUCUUCUUCUUCUGUUUCUCCUUUUUCUUCUUAUGUUUCUUCUUCUUCAUCUUCUUCUGUUUCUGUUCUUUUCUUCUUCUCCUUCUUUUUUUUCUUCUUCUUCUUCCUCCUCCUUCUUCUUCUGUUUCUCCUUUUUUCUUCUUAUUUUCUUCUUCUUCUUCUUCUGUUCAUCUUCUUCUUCUUCUGUUUUUUCUUCUUCUUCCUUAUUUUUUCUUUUUUUCUCCUUCUCCUCUUCCUUUUCUUCUGUUUCUCCAUUUUCUUCUUAUGUUUCUUCUUCUUCUUCUUCAUCUUCUUCUUCUUCUUCUGUUCCUUCGUUUUCUUCUUAUGUUUUUCUGUUUUCCUCCUCCUCUUUCUUCUGUUUCUCCUUUUUCUUCUUAUGUUUCUUCUUCUUCUUCUUCAUCAUCUUCUUCUUCUUCUGUUCCUUCGUCUUCUCCUUAUGUUUUUCUGUUUUCCUCCUCCUCCUCCUCCUCUUUCUUCUGUUUCUCCUUUUUUCUUCUUAUGUUUCUUCUUCUUCUUCUUCAUCAUCAUCUUCUUCUUCUUCUGUUCCUUCGUGUUCUUCUUAUGUUUUUCUGUUUUCCUCCUCCUCCUCUUUCUUCUGUUUCUCCUUUUUCUUCUUAUGUUUCUUCUUCUUCUUCUUCAUCAUCUUCUUCUUCUUCUUCUUCUUCUUCUUUUUGUUCUUUCUUUUCUUUUUUUUUUUUUUUCUUCUUUUUUUUUUUCUUUUUUUCUUCUUUUUCUUCUUAUUUUUCUUCUUCUUCUUCUUCUGUUUCUUUCUUCUUCUAA